Molecule: messenger RNA, 1668 nt
Organism: Hypoxylon trugodes
Lineage: Eukaryota; Fungi; Ascomycota; Sordariomycetes; Xylariales; Hypoxylaceae
Exons: 3
Coding region: 186-1151 (321 amino acids)
Source: RefSeq, a predicted model, not a curated record
AUUAGGUUUGAAGUAUAUUUGGAUUGAUUGUCUCUGUAUCAUCCAAGAUAACCCCAUGAUUGGAAUACUCAAGCGGGCAAUAUGGCAAUUAUAUAUGCGGGUGCCUUUAUCACUAUGUCUGGGAUUGGUUGCGUUGAUGGCGAUGAGGGGCUUUUUAGAAAUUCGUCGAUCGCCGACAAUACAAAAUGAUCACCGAUACUUCACCAUGCCCAAUCUAUUUCGGACCCGAGCUGGACCACUCUUCGUGGCUUACACACGAGAACGGAAAUCGCAGGUUAGAUUUUGAUCCCCUCGUGUAUCCCCUCGCAAGUGGGGGAUGGGCGUAUCAAGAGCGCGCCCUUUCAAAAAGAAAUAUUCAUUUCACUCAACAAAAAAUUAUCUGGGAGUGUAUGGAAAAGUCACAAUGCGAAUGCGGCUUUUAUAUGAAACUAAAGGUCAAGAAUGACUUUCUCGACCUACCAUGGGAGGAGGAGAUUAUCACGACUUAUUCUCGAAUGAAUCUCUCGGAGCCUGCUGACCGUCUUCCCGCCAUAGCUGGCAUAGCAAAAGCCUAUGCAAAACGCCACACCCUCACAUAUCUGGCUGGACUUUGGAAGGAGACGAUCGCACACAAUCUACUAUGGCAGAACUCGGAGAGAAACCCAGGACCCCGAAUUCGUCCACUCGUUGCACCUACAUGGUCCUGGGCCUCAUCCCGGGGACGGACCUCUCCGUUGCACUUUUCAUCAGACACGAUGCAUAUACAAGUGAUAAGCUAUAAGUAUGAGCCUGUCGCAGGAGGAGAUAGAUAUAGCCGACUUAUCACAGCGCGUUUGCACAUAGCAGGAACCGUGGCCUUCGGGGCCAUCACCAAUUGCCGGGAUGGCGUGGUCCAAAUGAAGUUCGAGGACAAAACAGUCUGCGUAGGCAUGGACUACGAUAUUUCGGCCGCCGGCGAAGACUAUAUUGAAUUCGGAACCGUCCUACCUUUCCUACUCUUGUGCGAUGAUAGUGGUCGUGCAGUUGGUGCCGUACUCAGAUGUAGAAACAAGGAAAGAAAGGAAUACGAGAGAAUUGGUGUGUCAAGUCAUGUAAAGUUCGAUCCGUUCGAAUUUACGACAUUUCAUUGGGUAUUACGACAAGCGACAACGAUGGAAUUGAUAUUGAUUUGAUCAAAAUUACCAACGCACACACCCCCUUUAACACUAAAGAAACGAGCCUUCAGGGAUUGACCGUCAGCUUAUAACGCCCGCUAAAGUGGUAUUUACUUGAUACGACGUCGUUCUCUCGGUUCAAAUCGCCCUUCUCUCCUCUCUCUACCGCCUUGAACAACUGCAUGUCCCGGCAAUCCCGUUUCUUAAACGUGUAGUGGGAAUAGCUAUAUCGUUCCGCGAUAUGUCUGUCUCUCUCUCUUUCUUCUAGCGCGUGUGCAGGGGAUAAUAGCUACGGGAUGAGAACGGGUACGAGAACGAGAAUACGACGAGUACUUCGAAGAACACACCCAUAGCCGCGAAACUCGUGGGGUUCGUCGAUAGCGAGGCGGUAGUGGUUAGACUGAGUAGUGCGAAGGCCUUGCUUUUGAGAUCGCGUUAUGGCCCAGUGUUUGCUAAUACGAUGGUUUUGGAACACAUGGCUAGGAGAGUUGUCACUUGGUGAGUUUCAUACCUACGGUAGAUUUGGAAUCGAUAG